This is a messenger RNA of Mangifera indica (mango), 1854 nucleotides long. Its product is annotated as sodium/calcium exchanger NCL-like. Gene Ontology annotation, biological process: calcium ion transmembrane transport; intracellular calcium ion homeostasis. Bases 30 to 1769 code for a protein of 579 amino acids. The transcript has 8 exons. Gene Ontology annotation, cellular component: membrane. Gene Ontology annotation, molecular function: calcium ion binding; calcium:proton antiporter activity. NCBI's taxonomy places the organism in Eukaryota, Viridiplantae, Streptophyta, Magnoliopsida, Sapindales, Anacardiaceae. The record is from RefSeq and is a predicted model, not a curated record.
CCUUCAGAAUUCGCAUCAAGUCAACUACGAUGGCUCCGAUCAACAGGCUUCACCUCUGCCUUCUCUUCCUGUCGUUCCCUCUUCUCUCCACCGCCACCGCCGUCAGUGAUUCCCAAUACCUUGAGGUGGAGCUCCUCUGUAAACAGACGUACGGCUUUAUGCCCUGCUCCACAACUGCAUUGGGGAACUUGUUUUUGAUCAUCGUUUAUGGAUACCUCAUUUUCGUGGGAUCCAAGUAUGUUUUUGACGGGAGUGAGCUGUUGAAGAUUCUUGGUCCCGGUCGCCUUGGAAAAACUGUUCUUCCCAAGCUUGACGCCCUUCCCGGCGCCAUACUUAUUCUUGCCUCUGGACUGUCUGAUAAAAAGGAAAUGUCUCAACCUCAGAAAUCAGAAGGAUUGGGAUUACUAGCCAGCUCAAUUAUUAUGGUGUCUGGACUUUCUGGAACUAAGGAAUCUGUUCAAAGUCAGGUCUCAGUGGGAAUGGGUUUGCUAGCUGGAUCAACUGUCAUGCUUCUUACUGUAAUAUGGGGAUCCUGUAUCAUAGUUGGAAAAUGUGACAUUGAGUGUUCGGUUGCUAAAGAUGGUCAAAAUACAAAAGGAUUUAGCUUAACUGAAACCGGUGUUAGUACGGAUAUUUGGACUUGCUAUACUGCAAGGAUAAUGGCUAUAUCUGUCAUCCCAUUUAUUGUUGUUCAAAUACCACAGAUACUCCAUUCAACUUCAGGAAGAAACUUAGCUAUUUUGAUUGCUCUAAUUGUAUCUGGAUUGAUGUUCAUUGCUUAUUGCCUUUAUCAGGUCUCUCAGCCCUGGAUUCAGAGGCGGCGUAUUGCUUAUGCAAGGCACAGGCGUGUGACAUCAAGAAUUAUGAAACAUCCGAGUCAGCAUGCUGUGGGAAGGCUCUUGAAUGAUAGAGGAGAACCCAACAAAGAAGUUUUAAAAAAACUGUUUGAUUCGAUUGAUGAGAACAAAGAUGGACAACUUUCAGUCAGUGAAUUCAAAGCACUGAUCAUGGGAAUUAAGUUUGACGAGAUAAACUUGGAUAAGGAUAAUGCUGCUGACAAGUUACUAGAAGACAUGGAGACAAAUCUGGACAAUCAAAUUGAUUCAGAUGAAUUCAUCAAAGCUAUAGAAAAAUGGCUCAAUGAAGUACUUCGAGGAAAUAGAUGUGGUGAUCCUGGUUCUGAGUCAGCAAAACUUAUAAGUGACUUUUACGAGAAAACAAAGAGGAAGCAUGAUUUGUUGGGAGAGGAAGAGGAAAAUUUCGACGUUGUUAAAAACCCGCAGUUGAUCUACUUGAAAGCAGUAUCAAAGUUGUUUUUUGGAACCAUUAUUGCUGCUGCAUUCGCUCAUCCUCUAGUGGAUGCUAUCACUAACUUUUCCAAUGCAACAAGUGUCCCUCCAUUCUUCGUUUCAUUCAUUGCACUACCUAUGGCAACUAAGUUUAGUGCAGUGGUACCAUUGCUCAUUUAUGCCAGCCAGAAGAGGAGGAGAACCGCCUCAUCAACAUUUAUCGAGUUAUACACAACUGUGUCAACGGAUAAUGUGAUUUAUCUAUCAGUUUUCUUAGCUAUCGUCUACAUCAGAGGACUGAGUUGGGAUUAUUCAGCAGAAGUGCUGGCUAUUGCUGUUGUAUGCAUUCUGGUGGGUGGCUUUGCCAGUUUUCUUACCACUUUCCCCCUUUGGACAUGUUUACUUGCUUACAUGCUCUAUCCUCUCUCCUUGGCACUGGUUUAUGUUCUUGAUUACGUCUUAGGUUGGGCAUACUUAUGAAGAUGUAUUAUAUUUGUGAAAAUAUCGUAUGUCAUUUCUCUUAUCUAAACAAUCUCAGUUAAGUGAACAAUUAGUUGGCAGUUUA